This is a messenger RNA of Sclerotinia sclerotiorum 1980 UF-70, 453 nucleotides long. RefSeq lists its product with no specific name. NCBI's taxonomy places the organism in Eukaryota, Fungi, Ascomycota, Leotiomycetes, Helotiales, Sclerotiniaceae. The transcript has a single exon. The coding region runs from base 1 to 453 and encodes 150 amino acids. The record is from RefSeq and is a predicted model, not a curated record.
AUGCACCAGGGAAACAAAUACCAGCGGCUCCACAACCUGGAGCCACAACCACAGGAUGGACUACCAUCCUCUACAUGCGACGCCAGCACCGGCACCGGUACUGGCUACAUUUCAGGAUCACCCUAUGCAACCGGCAGCAACAAUAUAAACAACUACGGCACAGGCAUGCUCACCGGCCCAUACCAAAACUCCACCCAAACAGGAACAGAAACCGGAACCGCAGCAAUGGAUUCCUCCCCCGCAACAACCACAGACUCCACUCUAAAAUCAAUAACCACAUCUCUAUUCAGUAGUAACAACGCCCCCACCUCUCCAUCUUCUUCAGAAACUCCCUCCCAAUCUACACUCAUCAUAGCACCUCCCUCCAGUACCUCCAGUACGAACGGAAUGGGCAUCGCUGCUACGGGGAUUAAUUCUACGACGGGCGCGCAACAAACUACUCUUUCCGGCUGA